GUCAGAAUUAACUCUUAUGUUCAAAAUACCAAAAACUGGGCAAGACUGCUGUUGUGGCUGGCCAGGUGGUGGUAACAAAAGGUACAAAUAACAUGAGUAUUCAAUUUAUUAACUGUAUGUACAUCGUAUCUGCUAUUGAAACAGCAGUUUUGUACUGACAUUAAUUCACCAUUGGGUAUUUUACAGCAAAUGGCCCUCAAUAAACUUGGGGAUAUCUUCAUUCUUGUACCCUAAUAGUCCAAGUGAUAUCCUGUGAUGUCUGUGGACAGUGGUUCCACCAUGUAUGUGCUGGAAGACCAAAACCGGAGGAGAAAUUUGUAUGUGCGGCAUGCUGACUGACAAGAAGUUUUUGAAAUGGCAGUCAGCGCCAGUGUCAGCUUGAUGAUCAUAUAUGAGGAUGAGGCGGUGGACGUUCACUACGCAGACGGCUCCCGCCUGCAGCUGUCGCCGUGUGGCAGUGAGUUCAUGCUGCUGAAAGCCCCGGACCCGUCCGGCCACCCCCUGCAGGGCGCACAGACUGUCCGACAGAGGACCAGGUUCACCAUCAGCACCUACAAGGAGCUGUUGAUAGCUGCACUGGUUUUCAGGAAUAAGUAUGCCACUCGACCCUACCUACCAGAGGAACUCAUCCCUGCUGAUCAUAGAAAGCCUUUCUUCAGUAUUGAUUCAGAUGUGGAGUGGCCUGAGCCGUCCUCCUGCCAUGCCGAGUUUGGACCCGGCGGUGAAACCAUCAUCAGCUCAGUGGAGGGCAGGGCCACUCUGACGUUGUCCUCCUCAGGGGAAGACUUCUCCGUGGAGCUCGGGUGCAGCCUCAGUCGGCCUGGCAGUCAGCACCAGAGGGAGCCUGGUCAUGUAGGGCAACCCGAUGGCAGGGCUGUCAGUCAGAGAGACAAAGCUGGCUGCCUUCAGGCCACCGAUGAUGAAACCAGCGAGGUUCAGAGGAGAAGAACUAGAAAUAAAGAGCCAAUCAGAGCAAGGUCUUGUUCUCCUCAGAUGAACGGCCACGGCCCAGCUCAAUCCAAGCCAGAGGACAUAUACCAGUCCACCACAGUGGUCCAGCAUCACUCCUGCUGUGAUGUUGCCCCCUUGUGGCGGUAUCCUCUCUCCCUGGCUCUCCAUCACUGGAGCCAUCGCCUCUCCAAGCCUCUUGCAGACAUCGGAGCAGAGGGAGCCACAGAUUGCAGCCAGGCACACAGGCGGAUCAACAUGACGGAUGUACCCAGUGAGGAGAGAAAGUCUCAUCUUCCUGAGGCACUGCCUCUCUCGUGUCCCUCACCUCAUCAGCACAGGUGGAAGUUUAAAGACCCUCUGGCCAAAAGUGAAGAACCUCUAGACCAGGACCUUCCAAGAGAGUUGGUCAAAGUGAUGUGGUGCCAAGGAGUGACCUACAGGAUACUCAAUGAAGCAAUCUCAGUCAUAGAGGUUUCCCCAGGUGAUGGAUCAGUCAUCCGGUCUAACGGUGCCCUCAACAGUUACUUCACACACCACAAAAGGGAGCUUUGCGCAGGGCAGGUGAAAGAGGUAACAUACCAUCUGAACAGCCUUCCACCUGAUGUACCUGGGCAGCUCUACUCUGUGGCAUCCAUUAUGAAGCGUGCAAGCAGGAUCCUCACUUGCUACAAUCAGGCCAGACUCUCAUUAAAACUCCCCGUCACUCCCAGCUGCUUGCAACAGGACAGACAUUUUUCUGUGCCGGUAAUAUCGAACGAAAACCCACGCAGUUCUCCACCUCUAGAUCAUCAAGUCUCACAGACAGCGCAGAGUCGGGCAAACCUUGUAGCUGUAGAACUGGAGAAGAUAAAACGAUUCAACUUUCUGUUGGAGCACAGUAGUCUGCUUAAAAGUGAGAUGCGUUCUCCAGAACUGGGAUGCAGGUCUACAGAAGGGGAGAGUCGUGGUGAAGCGGUGAAUGAGAGUUGCAUCGCUGACGCUCUCCAGAGAACGUCCAAAGCCAUACAGGACAUUGAUGCUCUUUUAUCAGCCACCACACUCACUUGAAACAGUCCUUGAAAUAAAUGUUUCAGAAGAAGAAAACUUAGUGUUCAGUCGAUUUUCCAGUAUGUCUGUAUGGGAUGCCAAAUGCAACAAAGAAUAUAUGUAUAUUUUCAGGUACAAUUUUCACUUCUUAAAGCUAUCACAAAAUAUUAAUUAUGAAUAAACUUGUUAAUGUUCUCAGAAUUCUUACCUUUUUAAAUGAACUUAAAUAUGAUGGUUAAAUAUGUUAUUACAAAAUAAAAUACCUGAUAAAUGUGUUAACCAUUUCUUCAACACAGACAUUUUCUUACAGUGUUUUGUAAGAAAAUGUCUGUUUUGUUUUUUCCAACAUUUA
This is a messenger RNA of Myripristis murdjan (pinecone soldierfish), 2329 nucleotides long. RefSeq names its product chromosome 9 C5orf34 homolog (gene c9h5orf34). Lineage: Eukaryota; Metazoa; Chordata; Actinopteri; Holocentriformes; Holocentridae. The coding region runs from base 355 to 1998 and encodes 547 amino acids. The record is from RefSeq and is a predicted model, not a curated record. The transcript is spliced from 13 exons.